ACCCCACAGAGUGGACUAAAGUUUCAGUUUACUUCUAACACUUGUGCUGUCAGUCAUUCUAAGAGAGGGACUGGGUGACACAGUCAGACACUAACACAGACCCUCAUCAAGUCCCGGAGAGACCCUCGUCCAGCCAGGAUGGAGAUCAGAAUAUCACUCACCAUGUGCUUCCUGGUGCCCUUAUUGUGCCAGGUUCUUACAAUGGUGGUGCAAGAGGUUUCAGAAGAUGCCCUUGUGCUGUAUCCAUGGCGACGCCCAGCCCUAAUGGACAACAGGAUACAGAGGGUCAAGAGAGCUUGGGUGAUUCCAGUAAUCAGUGUGGCUGAGAACGCCAGGAAUAUCCCUUUGCUCCUAGUACAGAUUAAGUCGGACAAGCAGCACCUCGGCAGUGUGAUCUACAGCAUCAAAGGUGUUGGAGUAGAUGAGGAGCCAAAGGGUAUCUUCACCAUCAAUAAGAACACGGGGGCUGUGUACCUCAAUGCAGUGCUGGAUCGGGAGAAAAUGGAGCGCUUCAAGCUUCGCGCUUUCGCAGUGGAUAGUGGAGGCGUUACUUUGGAGGAGCCGACUGACUUAGAGAUUGUGGUAAUUGACCAGAAUGACAACCCUCCGAUAUUUUCACAGAAAGUCUUCCAAGGUCAUGUUCCAGAGGGAGCAAUACCUGGCACGCUCGUUAUGACUAUCAAGGCUACGGAUGAAGAUGAUCCACAGACAGACAAUGCGGAGCUGAGAUAUACCAUCAUCCAGCAGGAUGGUCCGCAGAUGUUCAGUAUUAACCAGGAGACAGGCGAUAUCAGGACGGUUCAAGUGGGACUAGACAGAGAGGUGAUCGAAUCAUACAACCUGACUGUACAAGUGGCCGAUAUGAUGGGGCUGGGACUCGCCAGUACUGCCAAGGCUGUCAUAAUCAUCGAUGAUAUUAAUGACAACGCUCCCGAAUUCACACAGGAUGAGUUCUUCAUGGAGGUCCCGGAACACAGCAGUGGUUUGGAAAUUGGGAGAGUGAGUGUGACUGACAAGGAUCUCCGCGGGUCCCCCAACUGGAAGGUGCAGUUUUCUAUCACAGGUGGAGACCCCCAUAGUGAAUUCACUAUACGCACAGACCCCGAGACCAACGAAGGAGUCCUUUUUAUCAUUAAGCCCUUGGAUCAUGAAGCGAAGGAGUUUCAUCAGCUCAUUGUGUCAGCUGAAAACCAGGCUCCGCUCAGGCCAUCAGCCCCCAGAACUUCUCGCUCUGAAACUCGAGUGACCAUCACGGUGAAGGACGUCAAUGAACCUCCAUUCUUCCAUGAGAACCCCAAGAUAGUGAGAGUAAAUGAGAGGACCCCACCAGGAACUGAGAUCACUGAAUUUACGGCAAUAGAUCCUGACGUGAAGGAAGUCCAGGAGAUCAGUUAUGAUCUGGUUUCUGACCCUGCGGAUUGGUUGACCCUGGAUGCAGGUUCUGGACGGAUACAUACUCGAUAUACACUAAAUCGGAAGUCCCAGUUCCUGCAAGGCGGAUGGUAUACAGCCCUGAUCACUGCAACGGACAAUGCUACACCCCCACGCAGUGCCACCGGCACCCUGUCUGUGGAAGUGCUGGAAGUGAAUGACCAUGCCCCCGUGCUGUGGCAGUACUCCAGGGAACUAUGUAACAAGCCACAGCAGGGCAAUGGGGUCUUAAUAAGUGCCACCGAUGAAGACUUGCCACCCCAAGCCCAUCCAUUCACCUUCCAGCUGGAGCCAUCGUUCACUGAACUGACACUUAACUGGAGCAUCAGCCAUGUCAAUAGUACCCACGCUCUGUUGGAGCUUCUCUCUGAAGUGCAGGAAGGUGUUUACGUUCUGCCUUUGCUCGUGGCGGAUUCUGGAGAGCCGCCCUUGGCGCAACUACAGCUACUGAACAUCUCAGUGUGCCGGUGCGAUGCCCUGGGCUCCUGCCAAGGAACCGCAGCCGCUCUGUUUAACAGUGGGACAGGGAUCAGCCUCAGUUCUGUACUUAUUAUUCUGGGCAGCAUCGCCCUCCUUCUACUUUUGGCGCUGCUCCUGCUGCUAUUCCGUUGCGCCUCGAGUGGUCGCGGAGAAAAGGGUUUGCUGUCCGACUCAGAGGAUGAUGUACGAGAUAAUAUAUUUAACUACAACGAGCAGGGAGGAGGAGAAGAGGAUCAGGAUGCUUAUGACAUGAACAGGCUUAGGAACCCAACAAUGCCAGUGCCACCAUCUCCACGUCUGAAGCCCCCUAUCCGCAGAGACACCCCCUACAACCCGACACUGCCACGCUACCCCCGCAGACCCUCUGAACGUCCAUCUGACAUUGCAGACUUCAUCCACGAUGGGCUACAGGCAGCAGAUUCCGACCCCAGUGUCCCACCUUAUGACACAGCCCUGAUUUAUGAUUAUGAAGGCGAGGGAUCAGUGGCCGGAACGCUUAGCUCCAUUUUGUCUAGUGAAGAGGACAGUGACCAGGAGUACAACUACCUGCAGGAUUGGGGCCCACGAUUCAACCGUCUGGCAGAUAUGUAUGGACACCAGUGAUUGUCAAACCAUUCCCAAAAGAAACCUCUGCAAGGGCUUGGUACCUCCAUCUCACGUGUGUUUAGACUUAAACCAGAGACUGUAUGAGAGGUGGAAUGCCAAGGGACAUCGCAUGAAAGGUGAUUUGUUUACAGAACGGGUGACAUCGAUUGAUAACUGGACUUUAUGACCUAAUUGCUAUGCAUGUCAUUUUUAUGACAGUAGGGACCCCCCUUAACACAGCAGUGACUUAGAAAGGAUGUUGCUGUAGGUUUUGGAUUCAGCACUAUCUAUUUAGAAAUACUUUGUUUACAGCCGGACAAACAACCUUAUAUGAUUUAAAGCAACACUUACUAGUAGGGACCACGGUGUGACUCCAUCAGCUGUAAAAUAACUCAUUAUAUCCCUUUAAACAAAUUCAGUAGAUUUAUUGCUACAUUAGACAGGUCUAUGCAACACUAGCCUUUUCCCUGGAGAGAAAUCCAACUUCUCCAUCGCAUUCGCUCCCCAGUGUUGAGGGCAAUGGGUCCAAGUUGGUGUAAGGCAACGUUCUAAAGAAAUACGUAUUGAGCAUUUGGGAUGCAGUAUUUGGCAAUCAGAUCACGUACUGCCAAUAGCAUCACCUAGUGGCAGGAAUGUUGAGUUUAGGACAUGCACUGUAAGGUGGUGCGAGAUGGUAAAUGGAAAGAAUGGUUAUGGAACAGGUUGUAGUAUAAAAGUGGCAGUGCAUUGUUAAAUACUGCAUGAUUGGGAAUAUAUCCUGAGGAAUAAAGCUUUUUUUUUUUUUU
Pelobates fuscus (common spadefoot toad) is the source of this 3281-nucleotide messenger RNA. It is a transcript of the gene CDH15, whose product is annotated as cadherin 15. Gene Ontology annotation, cellular component: adherens junction; catenin complex; plasma membrane. The coding region runs from base 139 to 2514 and encodes 791 amino acids. The record is from RefSeq and is a predicted model, not a curated record. Gene Ontology annotation, biological process: cell-cell adhesion mediated by cadherin; adherens junction organization; calcium-dependent cell-cell adhesion. NCBI's taxonomy places the organism in Eukaryota, Metazoa, Chordata, Amphibia, Anura, Pelobatidae. The transcript is spliced from 14 exons. Gene Ontology annotation, molecular function: cadherin binding; calcium ion binding.